Messenger RNA from Leishmania mexicana MHOM/GT/2001/U1103, 2424 nucleotides. Its product is annotated as cysteine peptidase, Clan CA, family C19,putative. Gene Ontology annotation, cellular component: nucleus; cytosol. Gene Ontology annotation, molecular function: cysteine-type deubiquitinase activity; cysteine-type endopeptidase activity. Bases 1 to 2424 code for a protein of 807 amino acids. NCBI's taxonomy places the organism in Eukaryota, Euglenozoa, Kinetoplastea, Trypanosomatida, Trypanosomatidae. The record is from RefSeq and is a predicted model, not a curated record. Gene Ontology annotation, biological process: protein deubiquitination. The transcript has a single exon.
AUGGACGUCGCGCAUAAUCGGUCGCUCGGGUUCGCGGGAACGGAGAUUUUGUUCCGCAAGAUCGAGUUUGAGCGCUAUCGGAAACCGCACGUCGUCGAAUACCCCCGUAGCGCCACUGUCCUCAACCCGCAGCACACGCGUCAGCUCCGCAAUGCAAUGGGCACGCAGCGGCAGGGUGGCGAACACGACGGCAGCGACGGCGACGAGGGAGCGGCGCCCCGUGGAUACUCGGACAGCGACGACGACGACGAUGACCCGCGGCGCGUCGACAAGGCGACACAGCUGUGCUCCGACGCGCAGUUUCGCAGCAGCCUACACUUGCUCUGGCAGACCAUCACGCCUGUUGGGCUGGGGCUCAUGAACCUUGGUAACACGUGCUUCGCGAACAGCGUGCUGCAAGCGCUGGCUCAUACGCCGGCGGUGGCACAGUACUUCAUGAACACGUUCCGUUCAGCAGACAGCCAGCUUGGCGCCCCCUUCGACUUUGCCUUCGCCCUUGCCGAGACGUUUCGCAAGAUGCAGCCCGCGCCACAGCAGGGUCGAACCAGCGGCAGCGGUGUGUACCGACCUGGGCAGAUCAUGAGCAACCUCCGUCUGCUCUCAAAACACUUCUCCAUUGGGCGGCAGAGCGACGCGCACGAGUUUGCGGUGCAACUUCUCUUUUCGUGUCAGAAAUCGCUGCUUCACCGCCUCGUCGGCUCCAAGAAGGUGCACCCACGGGUGGCGCACACCACCGCGCUUCACCGCAUCUGCGGCGGCUACCUGCUCUCACAGGUGACGUGGUCGCGCCAGGAAGAGAUUCAGCAGCUGCUGCGCGCCGGCAAGCAGCAGGAGGCAAUGGAUCUCAAGAUGGAGGCAAAGCAAGCUGAUGGGAAGCGGGCACAGCGCGCCUCACGGCACGGCCUCGAUCCUCAGAUCCUGCGCUCCAAUACCUACGACCCCUUUACGAUUCUCUCGGUGGAGUUGGCGGGGCACACGCUGCAGCACUGCCUUGACAAGUUCUGCGCGGUCGAGGAACUCGAUGGCCGCUCCUACCUGUCCCCACGCCAGGUCGGCGUGCGCGCGAAGAAGAAGCUAAGCAUCCACGUCCCGCCACCCGUGCUCGUCAUCCACGUGAAGCGCUUUACUCCCACCGGCAACAAGAUUAACAAGCACGUGCCGUUCCCGCUGGAGCUGGACAUAACCCGCUACUGCACCAUACUGUCGUCGCCGUCAUCGUCGCCGCCGCCGCCGCAGAAUCACCUGCAGCCGCACAAUGGUAUGUCCUCCCCAGCGACAGCGAAGAGAUCCGAUUGCCAGUACGAGCUCAACGCCGUAUGCGUUCACGAGGGACGUUCCAUCGACUACGGCCACUACUACACCCUGGCCAAGGCCCCUAAUGGCAUGUGGUACGAGUUCAACGACAGCCACGUUAGUCGUCUUUCGGAGGACCAGCUGCAACAGGCACAGGUGUACAUGCUCUUCUACUCCCGCAAGCCCACGGUCGCUGCUGAGAAGACGCAGUCGCCCCGUCAGCAGCAGCACAACGUCCGCGACAGCGCACCGGCCUCUGCGUCUUCCUCCGCCGCCUCCAAGCUCGGCGCGGGGACGGCAGUGAAAGAGGACGGUGCUGUUGGGCGAGAGCUGAGCGAUUCGGAGGUGCAGGUACUCCUAGCGAAGCGAAGCGCUGUGCAGCGGCAGGCAGGCAGUUUAAACGGGCGUCGCUCCUCCUCGGCCACGACAGCUGCAGAGAAGCUGCAACUCCUGUCGGACGCUUCUGGCGGCAACGAUGAAGAGGGCCACGCCGUCGAGCCCACGUCUUUGUCGUUGAACAAGACUGCCCGGGCGCAGACCUUCAAGCGCAUGCAAGAGGCGCUUCCAACGGACUCGGACAGCGACGGCGACGAUGAAAACCAGGACCGCGCAUAUGUGCGCCGGCUGCUGACACAGCGGAACGGAUGUGCAGUGCAAGACAGCCACAUCCAGGCAGGCGUGGCGGCACAACCCUCACGACGAGGUGACGAGCACGACGCACUGGCGAGCGGCGAGGCACCGCUCAAGUUGGCCAAGGUGUCACUGUAUGGCGGCAUCAUUAAGUCGAUGAAGCGCGUGUUGAAGGACGGCGCCAACGGUGGUGCGUCCGCCGACACAACGGCGCCGCAGCAGCAGCGGGAGAGCCCAAACCUUCGGGUUGGCCGGAACGCCGUGCAAGCACUGCAUCAGCGCAAGAUACUCAACACCCCUGAGACGGUGCAGCGACCGGCAUCUGCACCCAAGUUCCAGCAGCGCAUCCGUGAUCCCAUGUGGGAGAUGGAGAUGGAUCGCGGCAAGGUGAAGAAGGUCAAGUCGAAGGAGAAGGCGCCGGAUCCGUUUGAAGGCGUCAACCCCUUCCAGGAAGUGUCGCGAGGCAUGUUCGACGUGCGUGGACGGCGGCGUCGGGGGUAG